Molecule: messenger RNA, 801 nt
Organism: Pelecanus crispus (Dalmatian pelican)
Lineage: Eukaryota; Metazoa; Chordata; Aves; Pelecaniformes; Pelecanidae
Source: RefSeq, a predicted model, not a curated record
AUGCAGGCAGACUCCCUUCUUCACAGCGGCUACUUCCACCCUGUACUACGCUCCUGGCAGUGUACGGCAACCACCUUUGAUGCCUCCAACCUCAUCUACCCCAUUUUUGUCACUGACAGCCCUGAUGCAGUGGAGCCAAUCCCCAGCCUCCCUGGACAAGCCAGGUACGGAGUCAACAAGCUGGAGGAGAUGCUGCAUCCCCUCGUCGAAGAUGGUCUGAAGUGUGUGCUCAUCUUUGGGGUGCCCAGCAAGGUCCACAAGGAUGAGAGAGGCUCUGCUGCUGAUGCAGAGGACACACCUGCCAUCCAGGCAAUUAAGAAGAUCCGCUCCACCUUCCCAGAGCUGCUCAUAGCCUGUGAUGUCUGCUUGUGCCCUUACACCUCCCACGGGCACUGCGGCAUCCUGCGUGAAGACGGCACCAUCCAGAACGAGAUCAGCUGCCAGCGGCUGGCAGAAGUGGCGCUGGCCUAUGCCAAAGCAGGCUGCCACAUCGUUGCGCCCUCAGAUAUGAUGGAUGGGCGCAUCGCAGCCAUGAAGAAGGCUCUGAUCUCCAAUGACUUGGGCAACAAGGUCUCGGUGAUGAGCUACAGCGCCAAGUUUGCUUCAUGCUUCUAUGGUCCCUUCAGGGAUGCUGCGCUAUCCAAACCCGCCUUCGGAGAUAGGCAAUGCUACCAGCUGCCCCCGGGCGCCAGGGGCCUGGCGAUACGUGCCGUGGACCGGGAUGUGCGUGAGGGAGCGGACAUGCUGAUGGUGAAGCCGGGGAUGCCCUACCUGGAUCUUGUGAGGGAUGUCAAGGCUCGA